Messenger RNA from Guillardia theta CCMP2712, 261 nucleotides. RefSeq lists its product as hypothetical. The record is from RefSeq and is a predicted model, not a curated record. The annotation marks the transcript as partial. Gene Ontology annotation, molecular function: protein binding. Lineage: Eukaryota; Cryptophyceae; Pyrenomonadales; Geminigeraceae. The transcript has 2 exons.
CUAAUUUCUGCGGCAGAUGCGGAGGAGAGGGACAGGUUCGGCUCUACUGCUCUUCACUACGCGGCGGGAGGAGGACACUUGGACGCUGUGAAGCUGCUGCUGGGCAGAGGGGCGAAGAUAAACUCUCAGAACCAUGACGGAGAUAGCCCGCUGCACCUCGCAGCGAAGGGCUCGAGCUUCAACGUGCUGGUAGAGCUGCUGGAAUAUGGAGCUGACAUGAGCCUGAAGAACAAGCGAGGCAACGACGCAGCAACGAUUGCG